This is a messenger RNA of Oryza sativa Japonica Group (Japanese rice), 2516 nucleotides long. RefSeq lists its product as uncharacterized. The record is from RefSeq and is a predicted model, not a curated record. Lineage: Eukaryota; Viridiplantae; Streptophyta; Magnoliopsida; Poales; Poaceae.
UUGGUUUUUAGCUAUGCAGCUAGUAGUUAUGCUAUAAGUUCAGUACUGUCAAAUUGUUUCAUCAGUAAUGAGCUUUUGUUUUGUGUGUUACAAUUGUUUUGUCCUGGCCGUUGAUCUGUAAUGGUGAAAAACUGACUGUUUUUAGGCUGAAAUUGUGGCAACAGUUAUAUAGGCACUCCCACCCAACAAUAGAAAUAUAGAAUCAUCCCAUCAGAUAAGAAGAUCAGUUUUGGUUCGGAAAAAGAUAUGGGGAGGCGAUUUCUGAACCUUGUGGUGGAGAACGCCCGCAGUGGACUGUAUUCUCUGCGCCGCAUACCUGCAAAUCAUCUCUUCUACCCAUCAACAAGAGCAGCUGAAGAGGCCACGGCAAAGUCCCAAGAAUCAUUCAACGCGUACGUUAAGGAGCACCAUGGCAGGAAACACCCAGGCCUCCACACCUUGGAGAUGUUGGGGAAGCUUCCCUCUCCCAUGCUCAACUUCGAACCAACCCCCUGGGAUGGCCAGCGUCGAUAUAGGAAUCUCGAGUUCGCAUCUCUCCUCGGCAAUGAGAACAGGAUCCUCUUUGCCGACCACAGUGGACAUACCAUCGUCUUUGACGCCGACUCCUCCACCGUCUUUGCCUUUCCCAACCUCAUUUCUGACAAGGGUUGUGCAGCCAUUUCCCUCUCCAUCAAAAACAACAACACCAAUAAGAACAUUAGUGGCGGCAUGUGGGAUGAAGACAGCCUCUACGUGAUGUCCCAGAGUGCUGACCCUGAAACCAAGGAUUACUGCUUUGAAGUGCUCAACUACACUUCUUCCUGUAAGGAUUUUCGUGGGAGGACUCCCUAUUGGAGUUCUCUACAGCCGCCGCCCUUCGCCAACUACAUGCAUGCCGACAUUACUUCCUACACUGUGGUUGACAGCUCCACUAUAUAUGUUUCUUCUAUGGAGCCAGAUGCUACUUAUGCCUUUGACACAGUGGGGCAUCAGUGGCGUCGCCUGGGCUGCUGGACAAUGCCAUUCGAUGGCAAAGCUGAGUAUGUGCCGGAGCUCAAGCUGUGGUUCGGACUAUCCGUCAACCACCCCUACAGCUUAUGCGCUUGUGAUCUCCUCUCCGAUGCAGCAAAGCCACCCACGGUGCAGCAGCAGCACACUUGGGUGGACCUCGACAUACCUGAAUCCUGGUUGCCCUAUAACAUUGACCUCAUCAACCUGGGCAGUGGCAGGUUUUGCGUCGUCAAGAUUUUCCGUCAUAUGGCAGAUGACUGCACUGGUUUCUCCGAUUACGAUGACGAUGACGCAAUGGACUCUGACCUGAUUCAAGGGAAAUUCGCUGUCUUAACUGGCCUACAGAUAGUUCGCCCUUGUGGUAAAGAUGGUGAUGAUCAAGGUGGUGUCCGGAUGAUCAAGCACAAGUCCAUGUACUACAACUUUUGGGACUAUGAAAUCGAAUGGGUUAUCUGAAGCUGAGGGUUUUACUAUAAAAAAAAUGGGACCAAUCUAGAAAGGACUAGAUUGAUUUUGAAUUAAGGAGGGGGUGAGGCUCGAACCCGGACCGGCUAGCUCGCAGCUUGCGUUGCUAGCCGGGAAGACCCCAGGCCUUUCUCAUGAGGGUUUUACUAUCAAGCAGCUAUCUAGAAUAUGUGCCCUAAUUUCAUUUUGAUAUUUGAAGCAAUUAAUUCUAGCUUUAAUCUGAUAAGCUUUAUAUCAUGCACGUUUCUAGCUAGCUAGUGGACUGCUGUAAAAGACCCUAGUUAAUUAGUAAUUAAUAGGAUUGGAUUUCUAAAUUAGUAGUGGUAUCUAGGUAUAAUAUUUCUAAUUAGUACCUGAUAUGUGUGUACCCAUUCUAACGCAAAUCGAAUUGGUUCUGAAACUAAUAUCAUUUUGCUAUAUAUGAAGCAGAAUGGGUUCGCCUAAACUGAUUUCAUUUUCAUAUGAAACAAUAUGCUUCAUUUGAUAUGCAAUUUAUCAUCCAUAUUUCCGGUGGACUGUAAGGGACUAGUGAGUAGGAUUGAAAAUUUGGAACUCUAAAUUAGUGCAUGAUCUGUAAGAGUCUACUUUGCUAAUUGUAUGAAGCAGUAUCACUCUUGCUGGUUGUAUCUUCAAGAGAGCUAUCUUGUCAGAAAUGGAAAGGCAGAGAAAACAGUGGAGACUGAAGAUUUUUCCUUGUCAGCUGAACUAAAUUUGGCCAAGUGUUCUAUCUGAAACUAAUAUUAUCGUUAUGAUUUCUAUGAAUCAGCCAAUAUGGCCUAAUCUUAUUCAUUUUGAUACUCUGAAAACUGAAGCAAUGCUUUUAUCUGAUAUGCAAUUUUGCGUCCACAUUUCUAGUGGACUAUAAGAGACUAAUGAUCAAGUAAAUUAGUGGUGGUAUACUUAACAGUUAAGUAGGAUUGGAAUUCUAAACUAGCUAGUGGCAUGAAAUAUUCUAGUGUCUUUUGGCCAUAACUGAAUGACAUUACUGGGCUGGCGUGUCAUUGUGCUAGCUAGUUAGUGGUACAGCAAUAUGUAUCUUACUGUCAUCUCCUGAUUUUCAC